ACACACAGAGACAUACACACACAAACACACACAUUCACACACACUGAGCAUCUGAGGCUGAAGAAGUUUCUCUUUUCCCCUCGUUCAACUCAGGAAAGUACUUUUUUAUUGGACGCUGCAACUUUUCAUGGAUUAAUAUUGUAAGAACUGGAAUCAGGAGAUUGUUACAUAUGAUACCGGAUUUAUGAUUUGGAGGUUUGCAAUGUAUUUGGUGUAAUCAGCAGAGAGGAAAUAGUGAGGUCAUAGUAUUCUAGGUUUAUGUGGCGUCAAUUGACGAUAUUGCAUUUUUAAGUUCGACUUCUCUAUUGUAAAGUUCAUCUUGUGUCAUUUUAUUUUUUUCAAAUAUGUUUGGCUAUAUAACUCUGUCAAUGAAGUUAACUAAACAGAAAAUGACAUCUGCAAGUUACCUUUUUUAGUUGCUGAACUUUAUAGUCAGGCCCCCAAAAGCCAAAUUACAGGGACAUUAGACACCUCUUUGCUGUGAGCAGUCUAAAUUGGAAGGUGUCGCCAUGACCAGCCCCUCCAGGAGUAUCGACCACGUCUAUGAGAGCCCGGCUCACAAGCCAGAGACGCCCAGGUACCGGAGCUGGAGCAGCUUCCGCUUUUCACGAUGGAGAAGUGGCUCCCAGAGGACCACCCCACCUGGCACCCCUUCCCCGAAGGUAGACAAGAAGGGCGAUGUGAGCAACACUCUCUUCACCCUGGUCAAGACCCACAAUGAAGACUACACGGCUGACCCCGAUGGCCUGCAUGACACCAACGAGGAGGGGGACGGAGGCAGCGAGGUCCUCUCUCAGGACGAGUCCAACUACUUCCAGAAGCAGUUUGGGUCCUUGCUGCAGCCCGGGGUCAACAAGUUCUCCCUGCGCAUGUUUGGCAGCCAUAAGGGUGUUGCUGCUGAGCAGGCCAGGGUCCAGAGCUUCGGCGUGUGGAUCAUCCACCCCUACAGUAACUUCAGGUUCACCUGGGACAUUGUGAUGCUCCUGCUGAUGAUGAGUAAUCUGGUGAUUCUACCGUGGGGAAUCACCUUCUUUGAGGACCAGAACACCCCCCCCUGGAUCACCUUUAACGUCCUCUCUGACACUCUCUUCCUCAUGGACUUGGCUUUCAACUUCCGCACCGGCAUCCUGGAAGGGGACAGCCACGUCAUCCUGGACCCCAAAGAGAUCCGCAGGCACUACCUCCGCACAUGGUUCAUGGUGGACUUCAUCUCCUCCAUCCCCGUCGACUACAUCUUCCUCAUCGUUGACCUGGAGUCCCGGCACGACUCGUCUGACGUGUACCGCACUGCCCGCGCACUACGGAUCGUGCGCUUCACCAAGAUCCUCAGUCUACUGCGUCUCCUGCGACUGUCUCGCCUCAUCCGGUACAUUCACCAGUGGGAAGAGCUUUUCCAUAUGACCUAUGACCUGGCCAGUGCAGUGGUGCGCAUAGUGAACUUGAUUGGCAUGAUGCUGCUGUUGUGUCACUGGGAUGGAUGCUUGACCUUCAUGGUGCCGAUGCUGCAGGACUUUCCUCCAGACUGCUGGGUAGCCAAGAACAACAUGGUGAAUGCUACAUGGCACACACAGUACUCCUACUCCCUGUUUAUGGCCAUGAGUCACAUGCUGUGUAUAGGAUACGGCGCUCACCCUCCGGAGGGCCUGAGCGACGUGUGGCUCACCAUGGUCAGCAUGGUUGUGGGGGCCACCUGCUACGCCCUGUUCCUCGGCCACGCUACGACCCUGGUGCAGUCGUUGGAUGCGUCACAUCGUCAGUAUCAAGAGAAGUACAAACAAGUGGAGCAGUACAUGUCGUUCCAUAAACUGCCAGCGGACGUGAGGCAGAGGAUCCAUGAUUAUUACGAGCAGCGAUUCCAGGGCAAGAUGUUUGACGAGGACAGCAUCCUCGGAGAGCUCAGUGAUCCGCUCAAGGAGGAGAUAGUCAGCUAUAACUGCCGUGGGCUGGUGGCCAACAUGCCGCUGUUUGCCAACACUGACCCUCAUUUUGUGACAGUGAUCCUGACCAAGCUGCGUUUUGAGGUCUUCCAACCUGCAGACUUGAUUAUACGAGAAGGGACCCUGGGUCGGAAAAUGUACUUCAUCCAGCACGGCGCAGUCACUGUCCUCCCACGGGGCAGUAAGGAGAUUAUGCUCAGCGAUGGAGCGUACUUUGGGGAGAUCUGCCUUCUCACCCAGGGCCGACGCACAGCCAGCGUGAGGGCCGACACAUACUGCCGUCUUUACUCCCUGAGCGUGGAGAGUUUCAACGAGGUGCUGGAGGAACAUCCUCUGAUGAGGAGGGCCUUCGAGAGCGUAGCUGUCGACCGACUGGGACGAGUCUCCCGCAGACCCAGUUACCAGCCUCCCCCAGCAGAAUGACCUCCUCUGCACCAGCACAGAGACACUGGUGUAAGAUAUUUAACACCUUGACUGAACUGAUUGCUGUUGGACAAGAUGAUGGAGACCCUCAUUUUUAUUUGUUAACACAUUGCUGCACCUCGUUGGAAAUAUUGAACCUACCAUCAUUUAUUUUAAUGUUGUUACUUGAAUCUCGGUAUUCUAUUACAUGAUCGUUUUGUGUUAGAUUUUUCAACACUUCUCAGGUUAGAUCCACUGUAUAAUUAAAAAAGGAAAAGUAUUAACUUGAAUGAGAAAGUAAUCUCUUCUAUUCUUGGUGAUACGUGUUCUCUUUACCACAUGUAAAUAGGAAUAAUUCCCCCGGCCUGUAUGCUUUGAGACUGCAGUUUCAUUAUCGCUCACACAUCCAGGAUAUUGGAAGCACACAGCUGCAGCAGCUGGGAGAUACGUGUUGCAGCUUUAUACAGCUCUGAUUCAAAUGAUCCCUCAUGUCUGCAGGUUGCAACAAAUGAGGGUUUAAUACCAUUGUUCCCUGAGGAUAAGCUGCUGUGAUGUAACAACUGUACAGAGACAGGCUGUACGCAGCCAUAUGUCCUUGUUUGAUUCACCACAUGUCAUAUUUGGAGAUGUUUAUUUUAUCACAUUGAACUCUACCCCUGUAUCCCUACAGUUAAUUUCCCAGUGUAAGUGUUUUUGUUUCAACACAUGAAUAUUAGGAGUCACUCACUUUCCUUGCACUUUCAUCUGUUUUAAUGUCUGCAAACAAAUGUAAAAAUCUUUCUUUUUAAUUAUUUUCAUUUCAGAAGUAAACCUAAAGUUGGUUAGAAGGUACUAAUAACCUUAAGAUAACAACAUUUCAGAUGGUUCAGAGUUGUUUAAUCCCAGUAACACAGUGAUAGUGCAAUCAGAUGCUGAUAUAAAUAAAA
Molecule: messenger RNA, 3265 nt
Organism: Platichthys flesus (European flounder)
Lineage: Eukaryota; Metazoa; Chordata; Actinopteri; Pleuronectiformes; Pleuronectidae
Gene: hcn3
Product: hyperpolarization activated cyclic nucleotide-gated potassium channel 3
Exons: 7
Coding region: 510-2360 (616 amino acids)
Biological process (GO): transmembrane transport; potassium ion transport
Cellular component (GO): membrane
Molecular function (GO): voltage-gated potassium channel activity
Source: RefSeq, a predicted model, not a curated record